Molecule: messenger RNA, 4144 nt
Organism: Diabrotica virgifera virgifera (western corn rootworm)
Lineage: Eukaryota; Metazoa; Arthropoda; Insecta; Coleoptera; Chrysomelidae
Product: probable cytochrome P450 6a13
Exons: 4
Coding region: 66-1574 (502 amino acids)
Molecular function (GO): oxidoreductase activity, acting on paired donors, with incorporation or reduction of molecular oxygen; heme binding; iron ion binding
Source: RefSeq, a predicted model, not a curated record
GAUUACACAAACUAUAUAAAUGUUACACAUCUGAUAAAAGUAUUAAAUUAUUAUAGCUACUAGAAAUGGCAGUCCAUAUUUUGGUACUUGUGGUCAUCAUUUUGGUAACAUGUUUAUACGUGUACUCGAAAAAGAAGUUCUUGUACUGGAAAGACCGAAACGUUUACCAUCUGGAACCGACAUUCUUCUAUGGAAACAUGAAAACAGUAACCAAGGACCAUGCUCAUUUAACGACAGUCUUCCAGAAACUGUACAGUGGGGCUAAGGCGUUGAAGAAAAGGUACUGUGGAUUUUACCUCUUUUUUCAACCACAUUUCGUGCCUGUAGACAUUGAAGUGGUAAAAGGUAUACUCCAAAAUGAUUUUGAUCAUUUUUAUAAUCGCGGAAGAUAUAUAAAUGAAAAGGAUGAUCCUUUAACAGGUCAUCUUUUCAAUUUAGAAGAUGAAAAAUGGAGGAAACUAAGAAAUAAGCUUACUCCAAUAUUUACAUCAGCAAAGCUUAAAGUGAUGUUUCAAACCCUUGUAGAGACUACCGACGGAUUCCAAAAACUACUUGACAGACUAGCCAAUUCAAAACAACCUGUUAAUCUCAAAGAUUCCUUUGCAUGCUUCACUACUGAUGUCAUCGGCUCUAUUGCUUUUGGUUUAGAUUGCAGCUCUAUGGAAAACCCAGACUCGGAAUUUAGGGAAUACGGAGAUAAAGCAUUUCGUAAAAACUUGAGACAGAGAAUAGGAAUCAUUCUUACUAGUGUGUUUCCUUUUUGGUUGCUUCGAUUAACAGGCUUCAAAACAAUUUCGAAAGAUAUCGAUGAUUUUUUUAUGAACCUUGUCAAAGAUGUUAUCGAAGAACGAGAAAAACAGAAUAUGGAACGGAAAGACUACUUGCAACUUUUAAUAGAUUUAAAUAAGAAUGGGAAUAUGAAAGCUCUAACUUUGCAGGAAAUUGUUGCUCAAAGUUUCGUAUUUUUUAUUGCUGGGUUUGAAACCUCAGCUACAACCAUGAAUUUUGCUUUGUUGGAACUCUCCCAAAACAUCGAUAUUCAAGAAGAACUUAUAGAAGAAAUAAUUACCGUUCUUGGCAAACAUGAUAACCAAAUAACCUAUGAAGCACUUAAAGAGAUGGUUUUAUUGGACAAAGUUGUGCAGGAAACAUUAAGAAAACAUCCACCAUUGGGCUUCCUCGUUCGUAUGUGUAACAAAGAUUACAAGUUGCCAAAUGACGAUUUUGUUUUAAAAAAGGGAACUAUGGUUAGUAUCCCUGUCCAUGCUAUACAAAGAGAUCCAGAUUAUUAUCCAGACCCAGAAAAAUUUGAUCCGGAGAGAUUCAGUAAAGAGAAUAUAGAGAAAAGACCUGCGUUCUCUUACAUGCCGUUUGGUGAAGGUCCACGUGUCUGUAUUGGUUUGAGACUUGGAAAACUACAGGCCAAAAUAGGACUUAUCACUUUGCUGAAAAACUAUCGUGUUAUUUUCAAUGAAAAAACAAAGUUGCCGAUCACAUAUUCCUUUGGCACGAUAUCGAAUGUUAAAGGGGGAGUGUGGGUCAAUUUAGACCACCAAUUUAGACCCCAUACGUAAAUGAGCGAAUGUAUAAUACUUCUUCUUCUUCUUCUUCUUCUUCUUCGAAUGUUCGAUUAUUAUUCUUAUAAUUGUAAUAAAAAUACAAUGUUUUAAAUCACAUUCGAUUUGACAUGAUAACGAGCGAUCCACAAUUAUUGGGAUCAAAGCUAGCCGUGCAAAAAAUUACGUAUGUCUUGUUUUAAUCUGAAUUUAUAUCAUUGGUUUAUCAAUUAAUUUUGAUUAACAUUAUAAAACAUAAAAAAUCAGUCAAAGCCUAACACAGAACUUCAAUCAGAAAUAAAAACAAUUAGCAAAAUUAUAAGUAACAAUAAUAAAUAAAAUCAAACAAACUACAUAACCUAACUUUUCAUGUUAAGUUGACGUACACUGCAAAGUUGACGUAAACUGGAAAGUAUAUCUGAAUUAAGAAUAGACAUGCACUGUAUAGCUAUCUCUGUCGUUCAAAGCCACCUAUGGUGACAAUAAUUUAGGAUAACACGUUAUCAUCACUCAAAGAUUCAUAUUAUGUAGGCUAUAGGUACAUACCUACCAAUUUAACAUACUAAACCGCUAGAAAAUUUAACAUGUUAAUUUCCCCAAAAAACCAAAUGCAUGGUUAUGACAGUAAAUCUACUAAGAUGUAAAUUAUAACUGGAGGGUCAGAUAAUAGAACAAGUCAUGGAGUUUAAAUAUCUAGGCAUCACACUAUCUAGCAACGGAAAGCUUAAAAUAGAAGUGGAAGAUCAAGUGAAUAAAGCAAACAGAGCCGCAGGCUACCUGAAUGAAACAAUAUGGAGAAAUAAAAAUAUUGGAACAGAAAUUAAAGGCAAAAUUCACAAAACAGUCAUCAGACCAAUAAUAAUAUAUGCAGCAGAAACACGACCUGAUACAGAGGGGACACAAAUAAUGCUAGAUACAGCAGAGAUAAAAACCCUUCGAAAAAUCCAUAGUAAUGAACUAUGGGAUAGAGCUAAAAGUGCAGAUAGUUAAUAGACGGAGAUGCAAGGUGGACAACAUUAAUAACUGGGUAAAAAACAGAAGAGUAGAAUGGAACUGCCACAUAAGCCGAAUGACAACAAAUAGAGUAGUAAGGGCAGCUAGAGACGGUUCUCCAAUAGGAAGACGAUCAGUGGGCAGACCACGAAAUCGAUGGAAUGACAACUUACUGGAGGCACAUUGAAAAAACAGACAGAGCAAUGUCUACACAAAAAGAAGAAAGAGAAUACGUAAAUGAUAGAAUACGUAGCCAGUUUAUACAGUAUCUUUAAGUAUUAUUAUCGACUUAAAUCGAAGUAUGAUAGCGCAGUCAGAGUAAUUAUUUAUUAUCUCAUUCAGGGUACAUUGGAACUUGGAACAGAUUUAACAUAUGUUCAAUAUCAAAUGACGGCUUAAAAUAUAAGUUACAUACUAUAUAUUUUUCACAAGGUGCAUCUAUUAACAUAAACAACCACCAUGAACACUGAUGGAGAACAAUUAGACCUAAAGUUUUUUUUAUAUACAACACAGAGACCCCCACUUGGUCUACCUAAUGACUUUUCUUUGACAGCAGGUAUGGAAAUUAUUUUAUACUGUUCGUUUAAACAUGUUGGAUUUGACACAAGCCAGGUUUCACUGACGCAUAACAAAUCAAAAUCAAAGUGGUCUCUUAAGUAAUUUUCUAGAUUUGAAUAACCGUGACAGUUCCAAAAAAUAAUUGUUUUUAGUUUUUUGAUGAAUUAGCCAAUUUAUUACCCUUUUUUGUAUUAUGAAUAGGGGAACUGUCUUCUUCCCGAUUGCGUUUUGGACGGUCAGAUUGUGUUGAGAUUAUAGUCGGGUUGCCAUCAAUAACAAUGGUUGGUUGUCCCUUAACAUAUUUUAUUGUUAGGUUUUCUUCACCUUGAUCUUUUCUCCUUGUGAGCUCAUUUCUGAGCACCCUUACCUAUUACUUAAACUGCCAAUACAGGUCACGCGGACUAUAACACAACUGAGACUGUGUAAUAAAUUUCGAAUUUCAUUCACCUAUAAUAAGGGAUGUUACUAUUCUAUCGAUCCAGAUAAUAUUUGCACUGCCUUUAACACAAGACAACUCGAAACUAUUGAUCACCUUCUAUUUAACUGUCCUAUCUAUAGCACUAUGAAACCAGUAGUUAUUUGUUUUCAAAGCAUGGAUUCACUAUUAUAUGCUCUUGAUAAUCUCACUUUAAACAACGCUAAAAUCAUUGCAGGGUACAUAUGGAACAUUUUAAAACUCGGAGCGUUUAUCUUGAAUGAAUAAUUUUUCAUAUAAAUUCCAUUGUGCAAUUCUAUAUUUACCGUUUAUUUAUAUAUAUAUAUAUAUAUAUAUAUAUAUAUAUAUAUAUAUAUAUAUAUAUAUAUAUAUAUAUGUUUACAUUUUUUUUGUUUGUAAUUUUUGUAUCACUAUUAUUCGUCUCUUUGUAAUGUAAUUUUGUCAUGUGUGUAUUACUUAUUUAUUACCUAUUCAUUUUGUUAUACUAUCUCUGCAUGUCACUAUACGUAUUUGUUCAAAAAAUUUUAUUAUAGUAUUGUCGAACAAACCUCUUGCUAUGGACUUAUUGUAUUCCAAGAAGCAAUAAAUAUUAUUAUUAUUA